CUGAUAGCAGAAGAGACACGAGAGAAUUAAAAAGGGUAAGGAAUUUGUGGAGAGAAAUGGAUGCGGCAUUGUCCUCCUCCUCCAUCUCUCCGCACACGUCACUGCUUUGUUCCUCAAACACCAACUAUCGCCCCGCCGUUAUUCUUCCCGUUAAUCUCUCUCUCUCUCUCUCUCUCUCUCAAACAGAGACAUUUGCAAUUGCAUUAUUCAUUCUGCUUUUUGAUUGGUACUGCGCGCAGGGAUUGGGAAACAACACGGGUGACUACCAGAGGUUGAAGCAAACGCUGAAGGAGAAGUACGGCGUUCAAACCGUGGUGGCUAAGGUGUCCAGACUUGAUUGGCUUCGCAACGCCGCUGGUUUGGUCGACCCCAAUUACUGGCGUGCCACUCUUCAACCCACACCUGUCCUCGAUUGGUAUUUAGAGAGGGUUCACCAUGCUGUUCAACAGGCCAAGGAAACACAAGGACAAGGUUCAACUGCCACUGUCUCAUUGAUUGGACACUCCGCAGGAGGAUGGCUUGCACGUGUGUAUAUGGAACAAUUUGGAUUCUCCCAUGUCUCCCUCUUGUUGACUCUUGGAACCCCUCACCUUCCUCCCCCAAAUGGCGUGUCAGGGGUUAUUGAUCAAACGCGGGGUCUCCUUCAUUAUGUUCAAAAAAAUUGCUCCAAACCUGUUUACACCCCUCAACUCAAGUAUGUGUGUAUAGCAGGGAGGUAUAUUAAAGGGGCUCGACUCUUUGGCAACUCCGAUCCGACUAUUGAGGCUGAGGCUGUAGUUCCAACUGAUAGUUCUCAGCUAGUAUCCGAGGCUGCCAUUAUGAACACUGACCCACCUAAUACAACAUUACGUGCUCGCUUUGUUGGGCAAGGAUACAAGCAGGUUUGUGGGCAAGCAGAUGUAUGGGGCGAUGGUGUUGUGCCAGAAGUAUCGGCUCAUCUCGAGGGUGCACUUAACAUUUCCUUCGAUGGAGUUUAUCACUCGCCAGUUGGUGCAGAUGAUGUAACCAGACCAUGGUAUGGUUCCCCUGAUGUGUUGGACCAAUGGGUAGGACACCUCCUUAAUUAACUUGAAGAUGUUAGACCACUUCAUCUAAGUCAUGGCAUCGAUCUUCCCUUUAUAUCUUUCUUGAAUUUGUGCCAUUGGAUUUUGUUGUUAUUUAAUCUAUUUGUGAGUCAUUAUUUUAUCAUUCUAUAAUCCCCUUUUGUAAAAAAACUACAGCUAACCCUUCCAACGAGUCCGUGUUGUUUUGUCUUGAGAUGAUUCAUGCCAGAGUUGCGAGA
Messenger RNA from Cajanus cajan (pigeon pea), 1282 nucleotides. The record is from RefSeq and is a predicted model, not a curated record. NCBI's taxonomy places the organism in Eukaryota, Viridiplantae, Streptophyta, Magnoliopsida, Fabales, Fabaceae.